UGAGCGGGGCGGACUUUUUUUGGAUGCGGGAUGCGCACCGUCAUUUCCUGUCUCCCCGGCCGCGGGCACAGCCCAUGGAGUGAACGAGUGGGCGAGGGCUUUGCCGCAUUCAUGUCUGCCCGCAGAUAGCUUCCACUCACAGAGCGUGCAGAUAAAGGACGAGUUAUCCAUUUGACAAUCAAUCUAAAAUGGCAGCUAACAAGAAUAAGAAUCAAAGCUCGUUGGCCCUGCACAAAGUGAUCAUGGUUGGCAGUGGAGGCGUAGGCAAGUCGGCACUAACCUUGCAGUUCAUGUAUGAUGAGUUUGUUGAAGACUACGAGCCUACUAAAGCUGACAGUUACAGAAAAAAAGUUGUUCUGGAUGGUGAGGAGGUGCAGAUAGACAUCUUGGAUACUGCUGGACAGGAGGAUUAUGCAGCAAUUCGGGACAACUACUUCCGUAGUGGGGAGGGUUUUCUCUGUGUCUUCUCGAUAACUGAGCAAGAAUCUUUUACUGCCACUGUAGAGUUUAGGGAACAAAUUCUCCGUGUGAAAGCAGAGGAAGAUAAAAUCCCAUUACUUUUAGUGGGUAACAAGUCUGAUUUGGAAGAUCGGAGGCAAGUCUCUGUUGAAGAAGCAAGGAGCAAAGCGGAAGAGUGGGGAGUUCAGUAUGUUGAGACUUCAGCCAAAACACGUGCCAAUGUAGAUAAGGUAUUUUUUGAUUUGAUGAGAGAGGUCCGAGCAAAGAAAAUGUCGGAAAACAAAGAUAAAAAUGGAAAGAAGAGCAGCCGAAACAAGAAGAGUCUGCGAGAGCGAUGUUGCAUUCUGUGAAUAUUUUUUUUGUUUGGAGUAAAUUGACAGAAAUUUGAAUUGGGCAUUUGGUAUUCAUGUAGCCACUCAAUUUGUUUAGAAUUGGCCAUUGUUUAUUGUGUAGUAAAACAGUGUUAAUUUUGAGUGCUGGGUAAUGCUGGGUACAUUGCCAAUGCAUUGCUCUGUGAACUGUCAAAUACAUUGUAUCCUUUAGACGUCUUUAAAAUUUCUAUUUCUUUGCUGUUUUAUUCUGGACAUUUAACUUUGAGCAACUGUUCAUAUCAGUAAUAACAUUCUUCUGUUCUUGGAUUUAUUCAUCCAGUUAACUAAUUAUUCAAAACUACCUUUCAAAAUCAUUCUUGGAAAUAAUUACAGGGAAGAUUUCAAAUGCAUCAAAGUGGCUGGUCUAUAAAAGGCAGUACAUUGAAGCUGUUGUACUUCAGUUCAUCAAAGUAUAAUUUACCUUUUUAAUGUGAGAACUUAUUAUUAAAUGACAUUUGAUAAAGUAGGUAGAGCACUCAAUCCCCUUUUUGUAUAUUACCAUUUGUGAUCUUUCUACAUGUGCCAUUCAUUGGAGGAGAGGAGAAUGAUUAACCCCAACUUGCUUUUGGCUAGUGGAGGCCAAUGGUAAAUAUUAAGAUUUAUCAGUGCAUCUGGUAAAUCUUGAACAGGCUGGAAAGCAGUUCACUGUGAAUAAUCUUGUAUCCACUGCUGUUGCUCAUCUUUGAGUUGACACAAUAGGAAGUAUUUACUUGAGUUCACCUCCUUGCUUAAUACCCUGGCUAAAAGAAAAACUUAAUGGGUCAUUUUAGACCUAAUUCUCCACUAGCACUUGUCACUAUUGUCACUAGCCUUUAAUGGAUUGAUUGCACAAUACCCAUUCCACUGUUUGUACAAUCCAUGUUGUGUCCUCUGCAUCCACGUGGUGUAUUAAAAGCAGGUGGAGAUCUCGACAUCACUGUCAGUUAAAUAUUCCACACUGCCACCACCACACCAGCACAAUGAUUAAGAUGGUAUUAUUUUGCAUUACCUGACUUUCUUUGGCAAAGAAUUGAAAAGUUUGAUCUAUUUGUUGGAACUAAUUGUCCUAUGUGACUAAAUGCAUGUACACUAUCCCUUAUGGACUUGUGAAGGGAAAAAAUAAAAUCCAGUUCUUGCAGAUGUUUUGAAGAAUACAACGGACCUGUAGUGAAGUGGACCAAUAUCUUGCUGUUUUUAGACAUUUGUAAAAGAAUGAGAUUGGAUUGUACUAGUGUCUGUAAUAUCAUGUGACUGAUUUGUAUAAGAAUAUUUUGAAGUCAAGAAUAAUUUCUGAAUGGUGGUAGAUUGUUACUGUAGUUUAAAACUGAAAACACUAUAGCAAAUUAUUUUCUCCAUUUGCCUUAACAUGAAUUGCAUGCAAUUUGAAUUUCACCCUCUUGUAGGUAAUUGAAUCUUUCCAUGAUUUUAUUGUGACCUUUUUGUUGAGCUGAAGGGGAUGAGGUUCUAUAGUAAUAAUGAACUGUGACAUUAUAUUGCCAAAUAGCUAUCCAGAUUGUUUACAAUCUUUAACAAAACUAAUUUCAAGGUUAAUUUUUCUUGAUCAGAAAAAUGUCAUCAAAAUUUGAAAAAAAAUAAAUUUGAAGAUUUACAAAUAAAAUUUACCAGCAUAACUUGACUAAUCUUUUGUCUCCAGCAUUCCUUCAAUCCCCAGUAUACCUCAAUGUUUAUUAUUUCCCAAGCGAGUGAGACAUAGGCAAUUCAAAAACUGUAUUGACACCUCUGGAUCUGGGAAGGAAAAUGGUUUUGUUUUGCCCCAGCUCCCAAUAAGUGGUAUAAAGAAUUGUCUGAAAUUCAUCCUGGGCUAGCAGUACUAAACAUUUGUUUGUACCUCAUAAAGGGAAACAUUACAGAAACAGUGUACCUUUGCACUGGUGUGAUUAACUAAAUGGUAUGUUCACUGCUGAAACCAGGAAUGAAUUCUGAGGCAUGAUCACUGACAGUGCAAAUCCUCUAAGUAUGAAAACUGGUGUAAAAUCACAUGCUACUUUAAAGAUUCAGUCAGGUGAGAAAUGGAAUUUUAAGUACCACAUUAGUGUAGGAUGGUUAAACUCUUAUCAAUGUGCUUGGAUUGAAGGACAGCAGCAUGUGGUUUAACAAACUGAGCCAUGCAUUUUGGUAUUGAAUUAAGAGAAAAUGCUUGUUCUAUAUUUCUACUCGCUCCACCAUUUUACACUGAAUCCCAACUCAAUUUUGCAGUUUUUUUGCUGCCAUUGCUCUUGAGGUAAAUCUGCUGAUUAACACCAGCAAGCUGAUGGUUUUACGGAUCAAUUUCCAUUCUAUUUUACUUUGAUGUUCCAAUGAACUUCUUGCCUUUCAAAUAAACUGUCCAAGACAUUAAUGAGACUACUUGAACUGUACUGAGUGUAGAUCUGAUUGUCUAGCUACAAAAGGAUGCCAUCAUUGAGCUCAAAUGUACAGUAAAGAUUUGCAAUGACUUUAUAGUUUGGGCCAUAAAGAGACUAUGGGUUGGGCCUGUUUUUCCUGGAGCAUAAGAGGCCAAGAAGUGACCUUGGAGUUUGGUGAAUUAUCAG
This is a messenger RNA of Mobula hypostoma (lesser devil ray), 3361 nucleotides long. RefSeq names its product v-ral simian leukemia viral oncogene homolog Ba (ras related) (gene ralba). The record is from RefSeq and is a predicted model, not a curated record. Gene Ontology annotation, cellular component: plasma membrane. Bases 189 to 809 code for a protein of 206 amino acids. Gene Ontology annotation, molecular function: GDP binding; GTP binding; GTPase activity. Lineage: Eukaryota; Metazoa; Chordata; Chondrichthyes; Myliobatiformes; Myliobatidae. Gene Ontology annotation, biological process: Ras protein signal transduction. The transcript is spliced from 5 exons.